This is a messenger RNA of Penicillium atrosanguineum, 618 nucleotides long. Its product is annotated as DNA-directed RNA polymerase III subunit RPC1. The transcript has 4 exons. NCBI's taxonomy places the organism in Eukaryota, Fungi, Ascomycota, Eurotiomycetes, Eurotiales, Aspergillaceae. The coding region runs from base 1 to 618 and encodes 205 amino acids. The record is from RefSeq and is a predicted model, not a curated record.
AUGUCGAUGAUUUCUCGAGCUCUUUUUCAGCUCUACGGUCGGUAUGCCGAGCACAAUCGGUGGGAACUUCUCAAUGGCCCGGGGGACUCGCGUGUACAGGGAAGUCAAAUCAUUGAAGAUGAAAGCCUAGUCAACCGAUGGGGCGAUAAGGUUGUGCUGAUUACCGGCGUUUCCUCUGGAAUCGGUGUUGAGACUGUGCGUGUCUUGGCAUCUACUGGAGCGACUGUCUUUGGUACAGCCCGGAACCUCGAAAAGGCGAAGGAAGCUUUGGGUUCCUUGCUCGAUACUGGGCGUACGGACCUUUCGAGUGUUCGGGCGUGCGUUAAGGAGUUUCUCAAACAAAGUUCCAAGCUUAACAUUCUUAUUAACAACGCGGCUGUGAUAAAUACUCCAGAAAGUCGGACCAAGGAUGGCUUUGAGCUUCAGUUUGGAACGAAUCACGUGUCGCAUUUUCUGCUCUUCUAUCUACUAAAAGAAACCCUUCUGGAAACCGCACGUUCCACGCCAGACUUCCAUUCCCGUGUCCGGUUCAUCGCUAUAGCCCUUUUCCUCUUAACAAUAUCAACUUUGAAGGAAACUACAACGGAUGGCUUGCUUAUGGAUCUAGCAGACGGCUAA